AUGAGUAACACUCCUGGUGCCUCCUUCAACAUUGGCAAGGAGGCCAGAGAUCUUCUCUACAAGGAUUUUGCUUAUCAACCGCCCGUGCGGUUUGAUUAUCGAAGCCUCAACUGGAGCAGUGAUGUUUCAUACAAAGUUAAACUGAUUGCUCCUGGCCUCAGCACCCUCUUCAGUUUUACCAUACCAGAUUAUGGCAGGGUGGAGCUGCAAUACGAAAGCCCUUGUGCUGGGAUUGCUGGAGGAAUGGGACUGAUACGAAAUUCCUCCAAUACAUAUGAUCCAGUUGCAAACUUCUCUGGUGUGGUAGGCAUAGGAGGCAGUUCUCUGUUCACCAUUGGAGCUGACCUUGCCGUUGACAUAGCUACGGGGGAAUUUGACAAUAACGCCGGUUUGAGCUUCAAUAGUGCCUUUGCUACUGUUUCCUUGUCCUUGGACAAGCUUGAUACUUUAAAAGCUUCAUGGUACCACAUGGUGAACCCCCUGACCAACACAGCCCUUGGAGCAGAGUUGAAACAUAGCUUUUCAACAAAUGAUACUGCCCUCGCGGUCGGCGCCCGGCAUGCAUUUUUCCCCUCUACGCUGGCGAAGGCUCGAGUUAGCACGCACGGCAGCGUUGGUGUUGUUAUACAGCAAGGAUUCUGGCAAAAGAUCUUUAUGUCUAUAUCUGGAGAGGUGGAUUUUGUAGGCAUGAACAAGAGUCCAAAAAUUGGACUAUCUCUGGCUGUUAGGCUCUAA
Molecule: messenger RNA, 735 nt
Organism: Prunus armeniaca (apricot)
Lineage: Eukaryota; Viridiplantae; Streptophyta; Magnoliopsida; Rosales; Rosaceae
Source: the annotation of a GenBank genome assembly